AUGGCCCCGGCCGUUCCCCUCUGCCGGGCGGGGCCGCCCCGUCCCCGUCCCCGGGCGACCCGACGCGGUCUCGCCCUCGCCCGGCUCCCGGCACGCCGGCUGUGGCACUGCUGGGUGCUCCUGUGGGGCUGGCUGUGGGACGGGCUCGGCCUCGCCGCCCCUUGGCUCCGCCUGGCUCGAACCCGGCGCCUGCCGGGGCCGGCGGGGGACGCGGGCGCCGCGGCCGCUGCCGCCUCCUCGGGGGGUUCCCCGGGCAGAGCUCCGCCGCCGCUGCCCGCUGCGGGUGGGGAAGCCCGGCCCGGGCCGCUUGAGGGGCGCUCGGGGGCCGUGCCGGGCCCCGGCCCGAACGCUGACGGCCACGUCUCGCCCGCACGGAAGGCGAAGGGGCCCCUGCAGAAGCGCUACCGGCUGGGUUCGCUGCUGGGCAGCGGCGGCUUCGGCCGCGUCUACGCGGGGACCCGCCUGGCGGACGGAGCCCCGGUGGCCAUCAAAGCCGUGUCCCGGGAUGGCAUCCGGCGGUGGGGCGAGCUGCCUGACGGCACCCGGGCACCCCUGGAGAUCGUGCUGCUGGACAAGGUGUCCAAUGGCUUUCGUGGUGUCAUCCAGCUCCUGGAGUGGUUUGAGCUCCCCAACAGUUUCUUGUUGGUGAUGGAGCGUCCAGAGCGCUCUCGGGACCUCUCUCGCUUCAUCACGGCGUGGAGGUUCCUGCCGGAGGAGGUGGCGUGGGGGCUGUUCCGCCAGGUGCUGAAGGCCGUGCGGCACUGCACCAGCUGCGGCGUCCUGCACCGGGACAUCAAGCCCCAGAACAUCCUCCUCGACCUGGCCACCGGCGAGGCCAAGCUCCUUGACUUUGGAUGUGGCACCUUCCUCCAGGACACGGUCUACACCCAGUUUGCAGGAACACCGUCAUACAGCCCGCCAGAGUGGAUCUGCUUCAAACGCUACCGUGGCGAGGCAGCAACAAUCUGGUCCCUGGGCAUCCUGCUCUACCAGAUGGUCUGCGGGAAGCACCCUUUCUGCAGAGGCACCAACACCAUCUGGGACCAGCUCCUGUUCCCACCACGGGUCUCUCGAGGGUGUCAGCACCUUAUCAAGUGGUGUUUGUCCAUCCGCCCCUCAGACAGGCCAUCAUUGGAAGACCUAUUGUGCCAUCCUUGGGUGCAGGGCUUUCACCUGCAGAAGACAGGAGAGAUCCACGUGCUCACUUUGAUCCAGGAGCCUGGCAAGUAACACCUCCACACAUCUCUGGGCAAUAAGAAGUAAAGAAAACCAGACUUUUUUGUCAUGCCUGUAGCACUGAGGGGGGAUCAUCACAUGGGAACAUGCACCUCUUUGUGCUGGAGCUGGGCUGCAAACCCAGUCUUCCAAGUGCUGGUGGCCACCAUCCAACCUGGUUUUGC
Neopelma chrysocephalum (saffron-crested tyrant-manakin) is the source of this 1400-nucleotide messenger RNA. RefSeq names its product serine/threonine-protein kinase pim-1-like. Gene Ontology annotation, cellular component: cytoplasm. Gene Ontology annotation, molecular function: protein serine/threonine kinase activity; ATP binding. Lineage: Eukaryota; Metazoa; Chordata; Aves; Passeriformes; Pipridae. Gene Ontology annotation, biological process: protein autophosphorylation. The record is from RefSeq and is a predicted model, not a curated record.